Acromyrmex echinatior (Panamanian leafcutter ant) is the source of this 2120-nucleotide messenger RNA. Its product is annotated as nicotinate phosphoribosyltransferase. Gene Ontology annotation, molecular function: nicotinate phosphoribosyltransferase activity. Gene Ontology annotation, cellular component: cytosol. Lineage: Eukaryota; Metazoa; Arthropoda; Insecta; Hymenoptera; Formicidae. The record is from RefSeq and is a predicted model, not a curated record. Gene Ontology annotation, biological process: NAD+ biosynthetic process via the salvage pathway.
CGCUCGCAAGUUACUGUUCCGGUACUCCUAGUUACCAAGCAAAACUUGUAAAUUAAUGUACGAUAGUGCUCUACCUCAUUUUCAUCUCGAAAGAAGAACAUUUCUGAACAACACCUUCAUAAACCGAUGGAGCGAGGCGGAUCCAUUAAAUAAUAUAUGUUGAUGCACGAGGAAAAUAUUUCGGACAUUUUCUUCAAUCAUCCAUACAACUUUAAACUAAAAUAUCUGACGCCGGGGUUUAAUACAUUUCGAAAUGUCAACGGACGUCGGUGGAACAUGUUGCAACUCGCGACAAAACGAUAUUGUUCAGCCAUUGCUCACAGACUUAUAUCAAAUUACUAUGGCUUAUGCCUAUUGGAAGAGUGGGAGAAUUCACGAUCUUCGCCGGAUAUCAAGUACUUGAAGUUGAUUAUGCCUACAGUAGACCAAAGAUUCUUUGAUUAUCUACAAAGUCUCACUGCAAGCAAUGUCACAAUAUACGCCAUAGAUGAAGGAUCGGUCGUAUUUCCAAAAAUUCCUUUGAUGAGAGUGGAAGGAUCAUUAAUAAUGGUACAGCUCUUAGAAACAACUCUGUUAACAUUGGUCAACUAUGCUAGUCUAAUGGCGACCAACGCAGCAAGAUAUCGCAUGAUGGCUGGGAAAAACAUAAUGUUGUUUGAAUUUGGUCUCCGAAGAGCGCAAGGACCUAAUGGAGGAUUGAGUGCAUCUAAAUACAGCUAUGUUGGUGGAUUUGAUGGGACUAGUAAUGUCUUGGCUGGGAAGCUGUUCAAUAUACCUGUACGUGGCACACAUGCACAUUCAUAUAUCACGUCUUUCACCGACAUCAGCGAUCUUCAAGAGAAAACAUUGGCGCAUAAGCAAACGGGUGGCAUUUUAGAUGUAUUGGAACUCGCUUGUAAGUAUCGCGAGGCUGUUGCCGACGAUUUGGGAGUUUCAGCUUCUCAGGCGUCUGAUGGAGAAUUAGCGGCUUUGAUCAGUUAUGCCAUAGCUUUCCCGGAAAGAUUUACUGCUCUUGUGGACACGUAUGAUGUUAAGAAGAGCGGUUUGUUAAACUUCUGUGCAGUAGCGUUAGCUUUGAACAACUUGGGAUAUAAAGCUAUCGGUAUCAGGAUUGACAGCGGUGAUUUAGCAUAUCUUAGUAACGUUGCGAGAGAUAUUUUCGAGAAAAUUGCCAUCAAGUACGACAUACCGUGGUUUGCAAAAUUGAUGAUUUGCGUGUCCAACGAUAUCAACGAACAGACUAUAAUAAGUUUGAACGAGCAGGACCAUAAAAUUGAUUGUUUCGGGAUUGGAACACAUCUUGUAACAUGCCAAAGACAACCGGCUCUGGGAUGCGUUUACAAAAUGGUAGAAAUUAAUAAUAAGCCGAGAAUCAAACUGAGUCAAGAAGUUGAAAAGAUUACAAUACCAGCCAGAAAAAAUGCUUAUAGACUGUACGGGUCGGAUGGCUACGCAUUGAUAGAUCUUUUACAGUUAACAACAGAAGAUCCACCGCAAGUAAUGCAGAAGAUUCUCUGUAGGCAUCCGUUUCAGCAAACAAAAAGAUCUAAUGUUACACCAUCCCGAGUGGAGUCUCUGUACAAGAUAUACUGGAAAGACGGCAAAUUGUGUCAGCCAUUACCUACUUUGGAAGAAAUCCGCAACAAAGUGCAAGAAUCUCUCAAAACAUUGCGUAACGAUUAUAAAAGAAACUUGAAUCCAACACCAUAUAAGGUAGCUGUCAGUGAUACUUUAUAUAGAUUUAUAAACGAAUUAUGGUCUCAGAAUGCGCCGAUUGGAGAAUUACGGUGAAGCAUAUUACUUUUAUACAAGAGUAUCGUUAAACUCUCUAGCAACUAUAAAUACAGAGUAAUAACAGAAUCAAGAAUCACAGAUUUGAGCUGCGUUCGGCAAUGCAAAUCCGAGAUGUCGGAAUGCUCUUAUAGCAUAUGUCACGUGUACUGUAAAAAAAAAGCACUCCGACGCCUCAGAUUUGCAUUACCGAACGCAGCUUUGCUAAGGAAAUGCAUAAGUCUUUUUUUUCAAAAACAAUAUAAGAGUAACAUAUCGUUGUAAUCGAGCAUAUAUGUAUAUAUCAUAAAUGUGAUUGUAUCGUGGAAUGUAAUAACAAAAAAGAAAGA